AUGAAAUUUCCCUUGGGUCACGAGGACGCUAUAAAGACCAGACCCCAUCAGUCACUCACAGCCCAGAAAUAAUGGACCCGUCGGAACUGCAGCCUUUUUUGAAACCAGAAGCGGCGCUGACAGAGGCCUUGGUGCUUUUGGCUCAUGAUGACUGGGAGAAGAAAAUUGAAGGUCUGAUCUUUGUUAGGCGUUUGUCUGCUUACCAUGCAACCAUUCUGAAGGCAAAGCUACAUGAAACAAGUUUGGCGGUGGCCCAAGAGGUCAAGAAUUUACGCUCAGGUGUUUCUCGAGCUGCUGUGGUCUGUUUAGGGGAUUUGUUCACCUACCUGAAAAAGAGCAUGGAUCAAGAACUAGAUAAUACAGUAAAAGUGCUUUUGCACAAAGCUGGUGAAUCGAACACUUUCAUAAGGGAAGAGGUAGACAAAGCACUGAAGGCUAUGGUCAAUAACGUGACUCCAGCACGUGCACUUUGUUCUCUUAUAAAUGGAGGGCAAAGCCACCUGCACUCGGCGGUGAGGAGAUGCACAGCCCAGCACCUCUCGGACCUUGUAGACCGCAUGGGACCGGAGCGCGUUCUGUGCAGAACCAAAGUGGCGGCCGAUCGGCUCUUCCCUGCGAUCGCCAGGUUUGCACAGGACAGCUCACAACAGACGAGGUAUUACGGUCGGAAGAUGCUUUUCACUAUGAUGACUCAUCCCGAUUUUGAUAAAAUGCUUGAAAAGUACGUGCCAGCCAAGGAUUUGCCUUACGUUAAGGAGUCUGUUAGCAAUCUGCACGAAAAGGGUUUGGGGGAAACACCAGUAGACACGCCCUCAGCAAGAGGAAGACGUCCCCAUACUUGCAACGUAGGACAUUCGAGGUCGUCAUCUACUUCCAGAGGUGCUCUCAAUGUCGCUGACAGAGAGACUACAGAAGCCCAUGAAGUCACAAGAAAGCCAGCUCCUCGUAAUUUGCUAGAAAAUGAAGAAUACGUUAAAGACAUUAUAGGUUUAUUGAAUGCAAAAGACUUCCGUGAUCGAAUAAAUGGCAUUAGGCAGCUGCUGUCAGAUACCGAGAACAAUCAAGGCUUUGUCGUUGCAAACCUUGUGAAGAUCUUUGAUGCUUUCAAGUCUCGCUUAAAUGAUUCAAACAGCAAAGUAAAUCAGGUUGCUUUGGAGACAAUGCAGAAGAUGAUUCCGUUGCUGAAAGACAAUUUAUCACCCGUGAUCAACAUGUUAAUUCCUGCCAUGGUGGACAACAACCUCAACUCCAAAAAUCCUGGGAUUUAUGCAGCUGCCACAAACGUUAUUCAGGCUCUAUGUCAACAUUUAGACAACUAUUUGCUCCUCCAGCCGUUCUGCACAAAAGCUCAGUUUCUGAAUGGAAAAGCAAAACAAGACAUGACAGAAAAGCUCGCUGACCUCGUUACGGAGUUAUACCCCCGGACGCCUAACGCUGUGGAGCAGAAGGUCCUGGUGGUGCUUUGGCACCUGCUGGGCAGCAUGACGCCCGGCGGCUCUCUGCCUGGAGCCGGCGGCAACAUCCGCGUGGCCACCGCCAAGUUAUCCAGAGCGCUUUUCGCACAGAUGGGCCAGAGCCUCUUGGCGCACGCCGCCUCUCAGCCGCCGCACAUCAAGAAAGGCUUAGAAGAGUUUUUGGAGACGGCGACCUAA
Molecule: messenger RNA, 1652 nt
Organism: Apaloderma vittatum (bar-tailed trogon)
Lineage: Eukaryota; Metazoa; Chordata; Aves; Trogoniformes; Trogonidae
Gene: TOGARAM1
Product: family with sequence similarity 179, member B
Exons: 10
Biological process (GO): microtubule cytoskeleton organization
Cellular component (GO): cytoplasmic microtubule; cilium
Molecular function (GO): microtubule binding
Source: RefSeq, a predicted model, not a curated record